AUUUCUCGGGACUAUUAAUCGACCAGAUCCGACUUUCGCAGUGAAUGUAGCGAGCAAAUACUUGAACAGUUAUGAUGAGAGUCAUUGUCAAGCCGUCGUACGCAUUAUAUUAAUUCUCACUGAAUUGAAACAGGGCAAGUGGCUCCUGUAACUGGUCGUAAAAUCUUAAAUUACACGGUUUUCUGUAGACAAUCCAACAUUGUAACACCAGAUGACUCCCGUGUGCCAACAGAUUUCUCUGUAACCAGUGUCGAUACUCUUUUGUUUAUGUUCAUAUUGUUAUGUUUAUGCCCAGGGAUGAUGUAGCGUAGGGUCGAGGCAAUAUUGGAAUAUGGAAAUGGUUUGAUGUACUGAACGACGUAGAGUCUUAAAGAAUUUGCGUCCUCGGUGUCUUUUUCAGAAUGAACUUCGUUGUUGGCGGUAUCAACAGCUUGCGAUCUGUCGCAGCACCACUGUUAUCCGGUGCAGUUAAAACCUGCUCAAGAUCGAUGGCAAGUCUGCAGCAGAUGCACAGGACAGGACCUCAUUUUAAAACACGACCACCUCGGCAGCCAUUGGACGGAAAACCAUUUGCAAAGGGUGUUGUGUUGAAGACACUCAUCAAGAAACCAAAGAAACCUAACUCAGCAAACAGAAAGUGUGUCCUUGUACGAUUAUCUACAGGGAAAGAGAUGGUUGCGUAUGUGCCAGGAGAAGGACACAAUCUGCAGGAGCACAAUAUAGUCCUCUGCAGAGUUGGCCGGCUCCAGGAUGUUCCCGGAGUGAAGAUCAAAUGUGUCAGGGGCAAAUACGACCUGUCACAUGUAUUGAAGAAAUAAUUUCUUACUUGUUGCUUUUAGAUUGUGAGUUGAAGUUGACUUGUAUAAUACUUACUGGCUACCAAACAUUGUGGAAUGUGUUUUCUGGGAAAUGUGUUUAUAGACUGUAAAUAGUCUGAGAGAGAAACAAUAACUUCAACUCGGGCACCUUUUCGAAACACAUUUUUGCUGCCAGUGGAGAACCUGUCUAAUAAAUUGAAGAGCGUCAAGAACUAAAUUGUAGACUUUUUUGAAUAAAUGACUUCCUCAAAAA
Schistocerca piceifrons (Central American locust) is the source of this 1071-nucleotide messenger RNA. RefSeq names its product 40S ribosomal protein S12, mitochondrial. NCBI's taxonomy places the organism in Eukaryota, Metazoa, Arthropoda, Insecta, Orthoptera, Acrididae. The transcript is spliced from 3 exons. Bases 402 to 818 code for a protein of 138 amino acids. Gene Ontology annotation, molecular function: structural constituent of ribosome. Gene Ontology annotation, biological process: translation. The record is from RefSeq and is a predicted model, not a curated record. Gene Ontology annotation, cellular component: ribosome; small ribosomal subunit.